This is a messenger RNA of Ziziphus jujuba (common jujube), 1550 nucleotides long. Its product is annotated as transcription factor bHLH30. The transcript has 2 exons. The coding region runs from base 488 to 1234 and encodes 248 amino acids. Lineage: Eukaryota; Viridiplantae; Streptophyta; Magnoliopsida; Rosales; Rhamnaceae. The record is from RefSeq and is a predicted model, not a curated record. Gene Ontology annotation, molecular function: protein dimerization activity; DNA-binding transcription factor activity. Gene Ontology annotation, biological process: regulation of DNA-templated transcription.
GCAAAUGGGUUUUGAAAAUUGUUUUUAUAUGCAGUCUUCCUCCACUCGCAAUAAAAGCAAAGCGGCAGUACUUUUACUUUUCAACCUCAUGGUGCCUACACUGUCACUCACCACUUUCUAACUUCUUGGCCUCGAAAUUCUCUUUUCUUUUCUUUGUUUCUUUUUUUUUUUUCAACUUUUUUCUCAUAAAUUCUGUAACUUGGACACUUCCUUACAAUCCCAAAACUAUCUUCCAAAUCCAAAUUCCAACAUGACAAAGAAGAAAAUGCUGACAUUUUCCCAUUAAUCUCUCUUCAAAACUAACAUCUUUCUUUACCUGCUUUGCCUAAUGGAAGUUACAGUACCAAACAGAGCCAGUACUACCCCCACUACAAGCAUUCCAAAACCACGUUGCCCAAGAUUGUCUUUCUGGUCCUCUCCUCCAAAUCUCCCUCCUGGUCGCACUCUGCUUGAUUGCAUUGGUACCCCUAUUGCUUGUUGAAUUGCCAUGGAACCAUUUUCAUCGAUCUCAGGAGUAUACAACUCUGUUUUUGAGAGUGUAAAUGAUUUGGUGAAUUCUGGGAGAAGAUAUGGGUCGGCUUCAUCUUCGUCUUUGGUUUUGGAUAGCUCGAGAGGAGAGCUUGUGGAAGCUCCAGUGAAAUCGGGGCGAAAAGGGGUGUCGACGGAGAGAACCAUUGAGGCUUUGAAGAACCACAGCGAGGCAGAGAAAAGACGCAGAGCGAGAAUUAAUGCACAUUUUGAUACCCUUCGGAGCCUUAUUCCUGGUGCCAAGAAGAUGGACAAAGCAUCAUUGCUUGCAGAAGUAAUCGAGCACUUUAAAGAGCUGAAGAGGAAAGCAGCAGAAGCUAGUGAAGAUUCUGUCAUACCAAACGACACUGACGAAGUAAAAGUCGAGCAGGACGAUGAAUUAGAAGGAAAGCCUUAUUCGAUUAGAGUGUCUUUAAGUUGCAACUACAGACCUGGGCUACUGUCUGAUUUAAGGCAAGCGCUUGAUGAUCUUCAUCUGAUAAUACUGAAGGCAGAAAUUGCUACCUUGGGAGGCAGAAUGAAGAAUGUUUUUGUAAUCACCAGCUGCAAAGAAGAGAAUACCAAAAAUGGCGAAGUAAGCCAGUUCCAUGCGAGCUCCAUUUGCCAGACUCUUAGAUCCGUACUUAAUAGAUUUUCUGAUUCAGAGGAGUUCUUAGGAACUACAGUUUCAAACAAGAGGAUAAGGGCAUCCAUGUUCAGUUCUUAGAGUUCAUCUUGAUCAUUAGAAGAUUUUUUGUGAGUUUAUGGUUUAUUGGUAACGAUUUGCAUCAUUUGUCGUCAAUAACAUGUUCAUAUUAUGGGCUAGCUGUAUGGAAACUGAUAUCUCCCUGCAUAUCUCUUCUGCCGUAUAAAUCCAUGUGCAUGUGUGUGUAUAUAUAUUUAUAUCAACGUCUCGUACCUGCAUUUAUAGAUGAUUGCAUAUGAUGAACUUAAUAUAAUAUGGAUAAUAAGUAGUGUAACUAGUUUUCCCAAUAUUGUUAAUAAUUUCCUGAACAAUUUGUUCUUCAGGUUGAAUUGGUGGA